AUGGCUGAGGAUACCUAUCAACAGGUGCAGUCCCGCUAUGGUGACAUCGCCAAACGCACAGGCGUCACAGUCCAUGACAAGGAAGAUGAUAUCGCAUUAGCGUUUGGGUACAGCGCGAAAGACCUGCGUGCUCUUCCGGACAAAGCAAACCUGGGACUGAGUUGUGGCAAUCCAGUGGCACAUGCCAACAUCAAGGAGGGAGAGACAAUUGUCGACCUCGGAAGUGGAGGCGGCAUCGAUGUCCUUCUAGUCGCUCGCAAGGUGGGGCCAGAAGGAAAUGCCAUCGGGAUAGACAUGACGAAGGAUAUGAUCAAUCUCGCGAAGAAAAACGCCGAAGCGGCUGGCCUGUCCAAUACGCGGUUUAUAGAGGCGUCUAUCACCUCGAUCCCGCUUCCGGAUGCCAGUGUCGACUGUAUUAUCAGCAACUGCGUUAUCAAUCUUGUCCCAUCAAAGGAUAAACCAUCUGUAUUCCAAGAAAUUGCUCGCUUGCUGAAGCCGGGCGGAAGGGUUGCUAUCAGUGAUAUCCUGGCCAGGAAGGAGCUCCCAGCGAACAUCGUCAACGAUAUAGCUCUCCAUGUAGGGUGCAUUGCAGGGGCCAGCCAGGUUGCGGAGUAUGAGGAAUAUCUCAAACGCGCAGGAUUCAAAGAUAUUCUGAUGGUCGAUACUAAAGCAGACCUCAAUCUCUAUAAACAGUCCUCCUAUCUAGGUCAGAGUAGUUGCUGUGGCCCAGCAGAGUCCCGCAAAGAGUGGCCAGCUGAAUAUACUGAGAUGGACUUCAACGAAUGGGUUGCCUCUUUUCAGAUUUAUGCCGUCAAAGAUAGCAGCGUUGUGUAG
Messenger RNA from Aspergillus viridinutans, 834 nucleotides. RefSeq lists its product as uncharacterized. Lineage: Eukaryota; Fungi; Ascomycota; Eurotiomycetes; Eurotiales; Aspergillaceae. The record is from RefSeq and is a predicted model, not a curated record. Bases 1 to 834 code for a protein of 277 amino acids. The transcript has 5 exons. Gene Ontology annotation, molecular function: methyltransferase activity.